GGCCGUGCGUGGGUGUGUGUGUGUGUGUGUGUGCGGACCGCACUUUUCCUUUCCACUGUAGCUUCACUUUAUUAUCAAGAACCCUAGAGGCAUUUCGAUCAAUCUGUGCUAAAGUGGGAUUACGGGAAUUGUAACCCGCGUUUCGUUUUCACUUUGGCGUUACAACGAAAGAGAAAAUUUCACUCUACAGCCUCACUUCACGGGACGUUUUUAGCUCGGAUGGGCUUGACUCACCAACUUUCAACUGAUGGGUGAUGCUGGCGCCGGUCGCACAGUUCGUAUAUGCCGAUUAUAACUUCUCAAAUACAGGCUCAGUUGGGAGAUAUGAUAGGGAUUUAUUUAGGCUCCCGGUUUUAACUGUCCUUUUUUAUUUGGCGCGAUUCAGCGGUGGUCCUGGCCACACAGCCCGCGGAGUCCCAUGCCCACGUCCCCCGUCCCAGGUUCCUCUCUCCCCCCGAGGACAGUGCCCUAGGCCCGGGGGUUAGAUGGUGCUGAUCACGGACGACAGGGAUGGAGGAGGCUCCUCGUUGGUCCGAGUCAAGAUCCAGCAGCAGAAAGCCGGGGGUAGCAUCGGCCAGGUCCACCCGGUUAUAACAGAGCAGCCGCCGUCCACCUCUGACGACGACUACCUGGGCUCCUGCGAGGACGAGGAUGAUGAUGAUGAGGAGGAGGACGAGGAUGAUGAUGAGUUCGAGGAAGUUGAUUUCGAGGAUUUGGAUGAUACGCGGAGCAUCGCGUCCGACGACUCCUUCUACCCGCCGGAUGAUGUGUUCGCGGACUCGGAGCGCAGCCUGUCCCCGGACAGCCCGGAGCCCCUGUCCUUUUUCCAGGCGUGCUGCACCAACAACGCGACCAUCGUCCGGAUCAUGAUACGGCAGGGGGUGAGAGCGGAGGACGUCGAGGAGGCCGACAGGAAUAACAGGACAGGGCUGUUGGUGGCAUGUUACCAAGGUUUCGUAGACGUCGUCAUAGCGCUGUCCCAGUGUCCGUAUCUGGAUGUCAAUUGGCAGGACAGCGAGGGUAACACCGCCCUCAUCACUGCUGCGCAGGCAGGCCACAUAACGAUCACCAACUAUCUGCUCAAUUACUACUCGGCGCUGGACGUAGAGAAGAGGAACUGCCACGGCUUCACCGCCCUGAUGAAGGCAGCCAUGCAGGGCCGCAUAGAGUGUGUGCGCUCGCUCAUGAUGGCAGGAGCUGAUCUAAAUGCGAGGGACUUCGGGCGUCACCUGACCCCAAGGGAGUGGGCCUUAUUUACAGGCCGUUAUGAAACUGCCUGGAUGAUGUCCCGCCUCAUGUCCCGGCCUUGCCCCCAUCAGAUCUGUGAUGCAUACAGAAACAGUCUCGAGUGGCCUCAGCUGGCGUCCCUGGUGGCCAAAGCGCAGGAGCCGCGCGGCUGCCUGAAGCGUGUGUCGGACACCGUGCGGAACGUCUUUAACAUCGCAAAUGUCACCAACCCCGAGGAUGACGGUGCUAUCGACCACAUGGUUUCUGUGACAACCGCCCUGGGGAGCCCCUUUAUUGCUAUGGCAUGUCGUACGGUGUGUCCAGAGAGCCCUCCAUGUGUGGGUAAACGGCGCUACGCUGUUCCCGAGAUCAUUCGUCAGCAGCUUGCCAAGGAGCUCAGCUCCAAGACCGCUGACAGGGCCGAAAACAACCACAAACUCUUCCAGAGCUCUCGAGUGGAGCCGGUGACCAAGGGCUCAGAGGAGCACAGGAUGAGCCUGCAGCAGCAGAACUUGCUUUCCCAGCCAGGAGGCUCCAGCCUGAGCCUGGUGGCCUACAGCAGCGCCGUGGAGCUGCGGAGAACCAGCCUGCUACCCAUCCACUAUGUGAUGAGAAGGACCAGCGUCAGGCCAGGGCUGGCCAUCCCAAAGGUGAGGGUGUCCAAGGCCCCCGCGCCCACCUAUCAGCCGGAGAAGGUGCGAAGGAAGAGCAGCGCUAAAGACGGAGGGAACCUGCUACAGAUCCCAAAGUGGCGGUACAAGGAGCUGAAAGAGGAACGGAGGAAAGCUGAGGAGGCUGAGAGGAGGAGGCUGGAGGCUGCAACCAAGAGACACCUCGCUUCUGGGAGGAAAAAAUAACAUCACAUUGUGGGACAUAGUAUCAGGAAGUGGUGUAACAGGGGCAGGAAGACACAGAGGGAAGUGGGCGUAUGCUGGGCCAGUCAUGAAGCUGGAUAGAUCAGGCACUAAUGGAGCCAGAGUGAGCCUAGAAAUAUCAGAACUGUUACUGAAAUGGAAAGAAGACGAUAGGCUGCUUUUGCCUGGCUCAGUUUGCAUCCAGUUGAAUCAAUGUGAAUGUUAAGAGGAGGGAUGUAGAAUGGCCUCUUCAUAAUGACAAAGAGGAGCUGCGACAUCAGAGAAAGAUAGCAGGUGGUGCUCAGCGUCUGUCCUGAUCAUGGACAGUGCACGAUGGGGGGAUUCAAUACUUGAAAUGUUUCUAGCUAACUUAUUUUUCAUAUUUAUUGCUUUUUAAUGGAGGCAAGAUGGCCAAUUCUCUAUUUUGUUACGCUCUGGGUGCUCAGUACCAGCAGUAUUUUCCUAGUGUGUUAAGACUGUAUGGGACCACAAAACACUUCAACCCACAUGAUUUCAUCUAUUACCCACAACAGAAAUGUAUUCAUCUUCCUGCCUAAAAGCGGGGAGUAAUUUAUCAAAGAUAUUAUGGAAUAAAGUCUUUAAAAUGUUCCAUUGAGAAAAUGAAUGGGCACGUCAUAUUGACUGAGAAACCUAAACAAUAAGCUUUGUAUAAUAUCUAAUGUCAUUUGACAGAGCAAUAUUUUCUUUUCUUAGAUGCUAAUUUUGUUUUGCUUUUUGAUGACAAAACCCAUGAAUUUAAUGAAUGUAUUUUGCAUUAUAUUUUAUAUUAGAUAUUUUAAUGCUUUUUGGGGACAAAUGUUUUAUUUUUUAUCCAAUAAGGACUUUUUUUUGACAUACUGAUAUAUAAACAACUAUGUUUUCUAGUCUUACUAUUGAGACCAAUACUAAAAUGUAAAACACUGCUGGUGAUGUUACACUUAAAGUUGUACUUUUUUGGGAAGAAAGUAAUGUUUACAUUAGAAAUCCAUGUUAACACUGGUUUUAUGAAUGAUAGGAUAUCAUGCAGUGAGUGAUAAGACAUUAAGGUUUAUGAGACUUUGCACGCCGUACGGGUACAUGGAGAAUACAGGUUAUGGGUGAUGUGAAAGAAAUAAAUAGAUCUUAAGUUAC
This is a messenger RNA of Myripristis murdjan (pinecone soldierfish), 3212 nucleotides long. It is a transcript of the gene ankrd33ba, whose product is annotated as ankyrin repeat domain 33ba. The record is from RefSeq and is a predicted model, not a curated record. The coding region runs from base 486 to 2084 and encodes 532 amino acids. Lineage: Eukaryota; Metazoa; Chordata; Actinopteri; Holocentriformes; Holocentridae. Gene Ontology annotation, molecular function: protein binding. The transcript is spliced from 7 exons.